GACGGACCUUUUCACCGCUGCACCACUGAUGUAACUUUCAUUUCCUGACUGGUAAGGGUCAUACACAUGACUACAGAGUUUGUGUAGAGUCCACUUUACGAGAGCCGAACCUUUACACAUUCACUGAAAUUCAUUUUAAUAAUGUUGCGAACGCUGUGUCGGACCGGCGGCGCCCUUCUGCAGCAAACCCAGCGGGCUGCCCCGAGGUUGAUGGUCACACCGGCCCAGCAGCGAUGGGCGUCCAGCCUGCCCAUGAAUACCGUGGUCCUGUUCGUGCCCCAGCAAGAAGCCUGGGUGGUGGAAAGAAUGGGUCGCUUCCACCGGAUCUUAGAGCCGGGUUUAAACUUCCUCAUACCUUUACUUGACCGAGUUCGCUACGUGCAGAGUCUCAAAGAGAUUGUCAUCGAUGUACCAGAGCAGUCCGCAGUAUCUUUAGAUAAUGUCACACUACAGAUUGAUGGAGUGCUUUACUUAAGGAUCCUAGACCCUUUUAAGGCCAGUUACGGCGUUGAGGAUCCAGAAUAUGCAGUCACACAGUUGGCGCAGACCACCAUGCGGUCGGAGUUGGGCAAACUCACACUGGACAAAGUGUUCCGGGAAAGGGAGUCUCUAAAUUCCAACAUUGUCCACUCCAUCAACCAAGCGUCAGACGAGUGGGGAAUCCGGUGCCUCCGUUAUGAAAUCAAGGACAUCCAUGUUCCACCUCGCGUCAAAGAGUCCAUGCAGAUGCAGGUGGAGGCCGAGCGGAAGAAGAGAGCAACGGUGCUGGAGUCGGAAGGGACACGGGAGGCGGACAUUAAUGUCGCAGAGGGUCACAAACAAGCUCAGAUUCUGGCCUCGGAGGGUCAAAAAGCGGAGCAGAUCAAUAAAGCGUCCGGUGAGGCCCAGGCAAUCUUGGCCAAAGCAGAGGCGAAAGCUAAGGCUAUCAGUAUGCUGUCUGCUGCUCUGACUGAGCAGAAUGGAGACGCGGCAGCCUCGCUAAGUGUGGCCGAGCAGUACGUGUCGGCCUUCUCCAACCUCGCCAAAGAGUCCAACACCAUCCUGUUGCCCACGAGCCCCGGAGACAUCAGCGGAAUGGUCACACAGGCUAUGACCAUUUAUGGCGCGUUGGCAAAGUCAAGCCCAAAAGUAAUGGCAGAAAAGAAGAGCGACAACAGUGGAAGCCAAUCAUCUCAGUAGCAUUAGAAGACUCUGUGAAUGAACUCCAAACACUAGAACGACGCAGAAGAAGAAGAAGAAGAAGCAGCAGUCUUUGGCUCCAAGGCAAAGCUGUGUGUGUGUAAAGUUUCACAUACCUUCUCCUGACAGGACAGAAGGAAAAAAAACUGCCAACUUCAUAAACUUCUGGGAUCUUUUGCCUUGGGAGUGUUGGGGAAAAAUCACAUAUUUUUUUAAGAGGAGUUUUAAUCUUCACUGACCAUUCUUUACGCUCAGUCAGAUUUGAGAAUUUAACUCCAGGCUUCUGAAAAAUAUACUCAAGCACCGGUGACUCUGGCAGGCUGACAAAGUGGAGAAAUUGUAUAACAGAAAAUAUGGGAUUUAUUAGAAUACAUUAAUUAUUUUGAGCAUCAGAUCUGUUGAGGUUUGUAUUGUUGCACAAACCCAGUUGAAUUGGAUGUAAAGGGUUAAAGUUUAAAGAAGCACUGUGUAGGAUUAAGUGGCAUCUAGUGGUAAAGUUGCAGAGUACAUCCAACUGAUUACCUAUUUGCCUUUCCCUCCUUUUCCAAGCGUGUCGGGGAACUACGGUGGCUUGUUGGUAACAUCAAAAAACACAGAAGGCUCUCGCUAAAGCCAGUGUUUGAUAUGUCCACUCUGGGCUACUGUAGAAACAUGGCGUCCCAAGAUGGGCGGACUCCGUUAAGAGGAUCUGCUUACUAUCUAGAUAUAAACGGCUCAUUCUAAGCUAACAAAGAAUACAGGUUUUUAUACAUUAAUGAAAACCAUAGUUGAGAAUAUUAUAUUCAAUUUCUGCCAAUAUAUCCUACACACUGUUGCUUUAAGUGCAACCUACGAUUGUGUUGAAUGUACUCUCCUCUUGCGUCCUAUUUUCAGGGCCGGCCCAGAUAACAGCAUUCAGGUUCUGUUGGUACAUUAAUAAUAACAGGGUAAUUAUAAGUUUAUAAACGGCUUGUUUACAGCCAUCAGUGACAAUUCUUCUCCUGUCUUCAGCAUCUUUGGGACCAUGUGAUAUCUGGAUGGAUGCCAUUUAGUGGAAAGUGUCUCAAAGUUUAAUUAGUACGAAAUUUGGCCCACGUUAGAUUAAAUAUCUCCCUGAUCUAGUAUUUACUUAAGAAAUAUUAUUUUGAAACAUUAUUUAAUUCUCUCCUCUUUUUUUUUGAUAACUAGUUGGUAUACAAGGUCAGCCCUUGGAACAAGUGUUCCUUUCCUCUUCACGUUAGUAUUCACCACUUUUGUCUUAUGGAAUAUAUUUAUUAAAUGUCAUGACUCUCUGCAAAGACAGCAAGUUUGUCAUUUUAAAGGCUUCAGUGGUGGUAACAGGUUAAGGAAAAAUAAUGCAUAAAAAUGAAAUUGCCACAUAUAUAUAUGUUAUUUGAGCCUCUAAUGAAGUGAAGGGUGCUCCGUUUAUGACACGGUGGAACGGGCCGUUAUGAAGCACUUAUUUGAAAAUAUAAAAUUAUGUUAGAGGAAGUAGUCAAUACAAAUUAAUCAGAAACAGCUGGACUUCCUAAAAUGUAAUGUCUGGAAUAAUCUUUACUUUUGUUCAAGAAAGACUCAAAUGGAUGUUAAAGUUGACCUCCAUGUUUUGGGUUAGUGUUUGCAUUCAGCAAUGUUAACUUACCAUUAAAUAA
Molecule: messenger RNA, 2810 nt
Organism: Anoplopoma fimbria (sablefish)
Lineage: Eukaryota; Metazoa; Chordata; Actinopteri; Perciformes; Anoplopomatidae
Product: stomatin-like protein 2, mitochondrial
Exons: 10
Coding region: 142-1179 (345 amino acids)
Cellular component (GO): membrane
Source: RefSeq, a predicted model, not a curated record